AUGAUCCGCCACUUCAACACGACGUUCCACUACUUCAACACACUGUUCCAUCACUUCAACACGACGUUCCAUCACUUCAAUACGACGUUCCACGACUUCAGUAUAAUGUUCCAUCACUUCAACACGAUGUUCCACGACUUGAACACUCUGUUCCAUGACUUCAACAUGACGUUCCACGACUUCAACGUGACAUUCCACCUAUUAUCUUACAUGAUCUUCCGCCACUUCAACACACUGUUCCACGACUUCAACACUACGUUCCACGACUUCAACACGACGUUCCACCUCUCUAAGACGUUCUUCUGCCACUUGUUCUACUACUUCAACACGACGUUCCAUCACUUCAACCCGACCUUCCACGACUUCAACACAAUGUUCCACCUCUCUAAGACGUUCUUCCGCCACUUCAACACGACGUUCCACGACUUCAACGUGACAUUCCACCUAUUAUCUUAUAAGAUCUUCCGCCACUUCAACACACUGUUCCACGACUUCAACACUACGUUCCACGACUUCAACACGACGUUCCACCUCUCUAAGACGUUCUUCUGCCACUUGUUCUACUACUUCAACACGACGUUCCAUCACUUCAACCCGACCUUCCACGACUUCAACACAAUGUUCCACCUCUCUAAGACGUUCUUCCGCCACUUCAACACGACGUUCCACGACUUCAACGUGACAUUCCACCUAUUAUCUUAUAAGAUCUUCCGCCACUUCAACACACUGUUCCACGACUUCAACACGACCUUUUACGACUUUAACACGGCGUUCCAACCCUCUAAGACGUUCUUCUGCCACUUGUUCCACUACUUCAACACGAACCUUCCACGACUUCAACACAAUGUUCCACCUCUCUAA
Messenger RNA from Haliotis rufescens (red abalone), 861 nucleotides. RefSeq lists its product as uncharacterized. The record is from RefSeq and is a predicted model, not a curated record. The transcript has a single exon. Lineage: Eukaryota; Metazoa; Mollusca; Gastropoda; Lepetellida; Haliotidae. Bases 1 to 861 code for a protein of 286 amino acids.